Messenger RNA from Dermacentor andersoni, 7272 nucleotides. RefSeq lists its product as uncharacterized. Lineage: Eukaryota; Metazoa; Arthropoda; Arachnida; Ixodida; Ixodidae. The record is from RefSeq and is a predicted model, not a curated record.
AUGUCUAGAAGCAUCUUAUUUUCCUUGCGCCGUAAAAAGCAAUGUGACAGGGCAAACAGAAAAAAUGCAAGAACGCCAGAGCACUUCGAUAGUUGGACAAAUUAAUAUUGAGCCCUUCAGGAAAACUUCUCCCUUUGCCCUAGCCUAGCGUAAGGCCCAGCGGGUAGGUUGGUUGAGAUCGUUGAGCAAGGUACCCUGAUCAGGACAUGUGACGCGCCUCAGAUGGGGGAUGGGCGCAGCCUGUGUCGUAAACAGUCCGGUGGUGGUGUCGUCGCGCCGAGAAAUGCACGUACGCUGAGGCGCUAGUCGUUGUUUAUCGCUGCCGGCGGCCUCCACGCAUUGGCCAUUGACGCUCGGUAGCUGUCGUCAUCCGAGCCGGCAGCGGGUGCGGCGGCGAUCGCGCUUGUUUUCGUCUGCGGCGCGAGAGCAGACGACGACGGCGGCGUCAUGUCGGCCACGGCUACUCCGCUCGCGGGAUGCCCGGACGUCUCGUCCUUCCCGCCUUCGUACAGCGAAGCCACGCGGCAGCACGCUUCUCUGGGCGGUGGACUGAGCUUCGUGGAUUUCUUGCCUUACUGCAUCAGUUCGGGCGGCCUCUUCAGCACGCCGACGUUCGAGCCGUUCAGGGUGCUGCUCCAACGUGCCAACGACUGGCUCAAGGAGAACUGCACCUGGGAGGUGAAGACAUGCGAGAGCGUCGAGUUCAAGACCUCAUCCGAGGUGGUCAACACCGAGCGCAUGACAUACUACGAGUACGGCGAGCAGAGCACCCGCUAUGUGCGCAGCCUGAGGCUAUGGCUGGUUCCACGCGUUGACCAGAGUCGACCUGCACAGCAGCUGGAGUACCGCAACCUGAUCCCGCAGCAGACGGGCCAUGCGGGGCUGUUUGGAAUGCCUACAUUCGAGACGCUGCAUGAGCUUCUGGAACGCUACAACCAGCAGCUAAUGCACCAGCCUGCACCAGGGCGUGUUCUGGCGGUGGAGACGCAAGAGAUGAAGAUCCCCAGCUACUCGAACUUUGACCCCGACCGGUCGUACUGGUCCGAGUACGGCGGACGCAACCGGCACUUCCUCUUUGUGGUGCGGGUCUUCUAUGAGCUUGGCUCCACGAGUUGCGAGGAAAUCGGCGUGGCAGACUUUGUGCCCCUGCGGCAGUCGACGGGUGGCCUCUUUUCGUUCCCGAGGUAUGAGCCAUUCUGCAACGUCAUUGGCCGGGCUGCCCAGUGGUGCUCCCAGCAGGGCUCACUGCGUUUCUGCAAUGCCCAGUCCCUCGAGAUCAAGCUGAAGUCAGGCACCAUGGUGGACACACAGCGCAUGUCUUACACGGAACACGCGGAGCGGACCACCUUCUUUGUGCGGGUGUUGAGGGUGGCCUACAGCAAGGAGCCCAUGCCCAUAGAAGGGGGACUGCCGCCCUCCCCUCCCUUGGCCCUACACUGCAAGACCUUCAUGCCGCUGCAGCUGACGCGCGGAAUCUUUGUGCCCGAGUUUGAGAGCCUGUCGGCCACCAAGAAGCGUGUCGAGGCCUGGAUUAGGGCCACCGGUGCUCGUGUGCUGAGCUGCGAGACGGUGGCCAUGCGCUUGUUCACCGGCGGCGAAGCCCAUGCCGGCAUCGAGAGUAGUUUCACCUACAACAACGGCAACCGCAGCGAGUACUGGAUAUUCGUCCUGCGGGUGUACCUGGACGGCUCCUACCAGGAGCCGCCGCAGGAGGUGAUGCCCCCUCCGCCUGAGGUGCGCGAUGUCGGCUGCUGCGCCAUUCUCUGAGUCGCUCGUAACUUUGCCGCGUGCUUCGCCUCCCCUGUCUCUCUACCUUCUGUGACGCUCUUCUAGUGCAAGCUGCAUACCUUAUCUAGUGAAGUCUCGGGGCACCCUGCUAGCAUCUGUGUUUAGGCAUUUCCCGGACACGCUGCGUGUGCUUGUUGGGCAUAAUGUGUCUUGUCAAAUGUGCCCUCAUGCCUUGCCUUCUGCCGGUAGGCAAACCUUCUCUGCCGAAGCUCGCGUAUUUCGCCUGGCAUCUUCGGAUGGACACGUCUUACCUCGAGUGGGGCGACUUCCGGUGCCUCUGCUUGCUUAGUGCGGGGACAGUGCAUUUUGUCGGAUGUGCUGUCACACUAGUGAGUGUGGAGGUGAGUACUGCCUGCUUAUCGUGUCGGGCACAUCUGGGCAUUACUGUGGUGCCUGCAGGGAGACUUAACGGCGACUAUCUGACGUGGCCAUUCUGUGUCUGCCGAAUCUGCGCCUCCGCACUUUUCCUGUGUCCAAGGGAGCCCUUUUUUGGGAAGGCGAAUUGUCUUUCCAGGCAUCUCUGUCCGGUGAAUGACUUGGUGGAGACUUCCACAUCCACCCGGCACGGAUGUUUUAUCGUGUUGAACUUAAUGACACAUGCACUAUGGGAACACGCUUCUGGUGCACCUUGUCUCACCAUGCAUCGCUGGGAAGCCAUCUGGUGCGCAAGCGUGGCCUGGUGCUUGGCUCCUAGCCUGCUUUCAGUGGAGUAACGGUUUUUUCAUCAUGAUUUCCCUUGCCUUGUGCCCCAGGCGGUGUCCUUUUGUUGCGUACUGUAUUAUCGAAUAUGUUUGCAUAGUUACGUCAAGCUCUACGUGCCUUCAGCCACUUAGUGUCACUCUCUCACUAAAAAAAAUGCACUGUUUUAGACGUUUCUUAGUGUGUUCACAUGUCUUACGAGAGAUAAGCAGCCUGUAUAGCUUUGCCAGCAGCAGCAGCAACUCUUAACCAGCAACUGUGUGUAAUGUAUUUUUGACGUGGAAUCAGUGUGCGUGUUCACUCCGUGCAGUUGCUGCCCUAAAAUCCCAACAAUAAUGCGUUCCGUAGUGUCACAGGUGCGUUAUGGUAUGCAUCUUGGCCAUGACAGCGUCACGGUUAUUGCCUGACUGAACCUGGGCACGUUAAUGCGAGGCAGUGUCACACUGAAGGUACGGUUGGCCGCAAAAGCUUACAGGACACAAGUUCCAUGACAUAUGUGAAAUGCUGCACUGUUAAGACCCAAUGAUUCUAAUUUAAUCACCGUGUUGGUCACAAAAGCUAAUGCAGUCUGCAACAUUGAAUUUGAGGCUGCGUGCCAAGACUUCACAGGAAUUCCUUUUCUUUUGUCCUUUUUUUUUCAUUUUGAAAAUUCCAUGUCUCAUAAACUUUUGUCACCAACUCCACAUUGCCGAGAUGCUCCACAUUGUUGCCGUCUUAGUUUACAACAGCUGUUCUCCUCUGUGGAUAUGGUAAGCGUAAGGUAUAGCGUUCACCGAUAACCGUAUCACAAGGCUAUGUGUUCCGGUGUGCACUGGUCAAUCGGAAAAUGGGUGCCAACAUGCUCAUGCAGUAUUGAGUGCAAGCUGUAGUCUUCUUAGAAACAUUCAGUACUGGACGCAGUUUCACAGAUUUGCUUAUGCCAUUCACGCAGAUUUCAUAGAUUUGCAACCUGUACAUGCCGAUGACAUUUGCAUUAAUGGCUGAUCCCGGUGAAAACAGCGCGUGAGAGCUUGCAUGAGCUAGUGAUAUAACGUACAAAGACAAGAUCAGGAUAGACGCUUAUGGAAAAUGUGGCCACAGAAAAAAGAAAGUUUGUAAUGUGCUGUAGAAGGCAUGGUCAUUUUUUCACACACUUUUUAGCUGAUGCAAAUGGCACAAAAAUUGAUUCACAUUAGCCUCUAAAAACUGCAUUAUGUGGCACCGAGCUUCUAGUAUGCUAGUAAUAGCAGCAAGUUUCUAGCAGCUGGUAGGUAGGUAGCAGCUGGCCCUCCUUAGUACUUUAAUGUUGCCACUUAAACACAUUGCAGCAUAGAGUGCUGCUGAAUGUCAUAACAAAUGUCAUUGUCAUCCGCUUCUAGGCAGCUUCUUGGCAAAGCCUAGAAUGCUUCUGUACGUUGGAAUUCUUAUGUCAUCAGAAAUUUCUACGCACUCUGAUAAUGUUGUAAAAGCAGGUUUCACAACACCAUCUGAAUUGGUGGUACAAGAUUGUCAUCUCUGCAGGCAUUUAUUGUACACUGCCAGCUAGGAUUGUCUGCGCAACAAGCCAUAUUUUGACAUGACCUCUGGGUCAACAAGACUUUACCAAGCAAACUUUUCCGUUGGAAUGGCUUGGUUGAUAUACCUAGAAUCUGACGUUUCUGAGGCUACAGUCUCAGAUUUAGUGAUACAGUCAAACUUCUGUAAACAUGUUUAAAGAGGAAAAGAACCACGACUUCAGACGGGACGUAAGACGAAGGAGUGGAUACGUUCGGCUUACAUCCCGUUUGAAGUCGCGGUUCUUUUCCUCUUUAAACAUGUCGGACCAACUGGCCCUAAGUUCCCCCCUCUUGAUUCUAUAUUGCGAAUUAUGCGAUAUGAUGAAGUAAACUUAAAAUUUGUUAAAUUUUUUACUGAUAUCAGCUGUCAUGCUUAUAAGGAAUAUUGGAUAUAACGAGGGUGUUUCCGUGUUGGAAGAGACUUCAUCAUAAUGAGGUUUGACUGUACAAACUUGCGUAUUCAUGCUAACGGGAACAUUUUCACAUGGUUGGCUUUUUUAACAUCUCGUGAGAUGUGCUUAUAGAGUUUUAUCAUUUCCCUCACCGAACAAAUGCUCCAUCACUGUGAAGCUAUCAGUGCCGCUCUCGUGCAUGGGUCGUGACACUAUCACGACCAGUGGCAGUGACGCUGUCGUGCAUUGCUAGCUUUCACUGCUCUUGCACAAUGGUUAUCUCAAAGAUUUAUCACAGUUCAUUUUCUUUUGGUCAUUGUUAGCAGUGGUUUGUGCUGCAUAAGCUUCAGCAUUCUUGCCCAAUUACCAUCUACCAUAAGUCAUGUCCAACCUCAUUUCAUAUUAUCUAUAACACUGUUGCUGCAUCGUUAAGAUUUUACGUUACCAUGGGGCCGUGCCUCAGACUUAUAUAUUACGUAUAAACUUCCUCCAUGUUCUCGUCUUGUAAGACUGAAGGAAUAUGCCUUUCUUGUGUGAACAGUCUUGUCCUUUACUUUGUGUUGGGUACAUUGUGAGAGUGACUGUCAUAGUUCCUGUUUGGCUUUUUGGCUUUGAGUUAUAUGUAACCACAAUUCCCUGUAGACUGGAGAAGUUUGGUCCAUUGUCUUUCAGUUUUAGAGAUUCCCGUUUUUAUUUACGAUGGGGCCUAGGUGUCUGGUGCCCGAUUACAGCUUAUGCAGACAAGGUGACAGCAAAUUACCAUGCAUUGUACAAAGAUAAAAACAGAAAAUAUUAUGUUUCUUUUAUUCUAUCCUUCUGUCAUAGUAGAGUUCGUUUUUCAGACUUGACCUGACUUUAGCCAGUGACGGCCAAGGCAUGCAGGAGAAGGUCCUGCAUGCUUUUAUGUUAACCUGUGUCGUUGAGACACUUUCUGGCAGGAUGCGCUACUGUGGUGCAGGUACAUGCCGCCAACACCACUAUUAUGUUUUUCUUGACAGUUCUGUUUGAAAGUACCACGCAGAAUUAGAAUUUUGGACUUUGCAAAAGUGGAAUGGUAGCACCUGUGUAACUUGCUCACGUAAGCUGCAGCACCAGCGAAAAACUGUUCUCGUAGAGAGAGCCGUACGUUUUGUUUGCAAGAUAGAAGGAAACUUUGGCACAAAUGUCUUGUUUAUUCAGCCUCCUGUUUAUUCUGCUCAACACCUGCACCUUGACAUUUACACCUCAUUGGCGCAAGUGGUUUCACUGCUGGAACAAAUUUGUGCACACUUGACUGCAGAGAGCUAUAGGAUACUGCCACCGGAUUACUGUUACUAGUAACUGUGCUGGCCACCUGCCAGCUUUUCAUGUGCUAGGUAACGUCGGGGGCAGAUAUAAAUGGGCACAUGGGACAAACGUGCAGCAAGCAGCAUCGUCUGUCUCUCAACUAUGCCCAAUACCUUUUUAAGAGUGAAGCAUUUUUUUUUUUAAAUCAUGUGCUCGGAUUUUUGUGCAACUCUGGGGCACUGUUCACCCGUGUUCACCUGUAUGAACAAUCGUAGCUCCAAAUUAACUUGUUGCAGCAUAUUGUUAUCUAAACUAUCUGUUGUACACCCCUAUAACUUUUAACCAGAAUGAGUGUGCAUCAACUACAUGGCACAUAUCGCUUUAUAACGGCGAGAUCGGCGAUAGUACGUGCAAGUGCACGAAACAGUCUUCUGUUUAAAUGCCGUCUGCUACACUGUUUACUUCAAAAGUAUGCAUGCCCUGCCUUUGUUACAUGCGAGGCCAUAUUGUGUAACGUUACAAAUAGCCAGGCCACGCAGCUACAAGUAUUUGCAAUCAGAGCUUCGCUCCUGCUUCUUUUCCUAAUUACAAUGCCUCGUUUAUGUUAAAUUUGCAUUCUUGUUUAUGCUUAUUCCCUGGUGUGGGUUCCAGUAAUGCAAAGAAAAAAUGGAUAGCGCAUCACAGGUGAAACAUCUUAAUCUACACCUGUUUUCACAUUGGCUUUUCACAAGUAGGACUGCGCAGAUAACUGACUGGGCUUGUGUCCUACUGAUGCAAAUAGUGUAGCAGACGAUGCUCAAGCAGAGAGUGCUUUUGUGGACUUGUGCAUAGUGUCACCUAUCUCGCCGUUAUAAGGCAUCGAGAUGCUGUGUGGGCAAAGCCCAUGUGUUCUGGUUAAUAAAUUGCAGGGGUGUAUAGUGCUCAUGGAAUGAAACACAACAGGGAGCAUUCGGUAGAAGCUUGCACAUGUGCAAAGUACUCGAGAGUACCACGUCAUGUCACUAGGAAUCUGGUCGCCAACGGUGACGCGGACUCUGAUAUAAGUGUACGCGCCAAAAUUGCGUCAAUGUGACACAAACUGCAGCCAGUGGUAACAAAAGUAUUCGCAUUAGUUAGCCCUAAAUUGAUGUGUUUCAUUCUGUGAACACUGUACAUACACGUCACAUGGCUUAACUAGCAAGCACAAAGCUGGCAGGUGCCAGCGAUAUAGAAGAGUGAUGGUGAUAUAUGUUGAAACGCUAUAGUGACAUCAUUAAAAAAUGGCUGCUUUGUAGUAUGGCCGCAGAUCUGCCUAUGUGUUCAGGCUGCUUUGUCAACUCACCGGUGCUUUUGCAGAUGUUUUCACAUCUCUGAAUAUAGCCGCGUGUUCUGCAUGUUAAAGUGUGUGUGACCUCCCUGAUAUUUUGUUUGAGUUACGCGCACCAAGGCAUUUUGUAUGGAAAGCUGUUGUAUACAAAUGUGUAAUUGUCAUUUUAGCAGCGUUGAGAGUAUUUGAGAGCAUGUACUUAUAUGUCAAGCUGCUGGUCGUUCAGUGCGGAACAGUAUGCGUGUUGAACAGAUGGAUUCAAUAAAGCGCUUUUUGUUGGGUGCUA